Molecule: messenger RNA, 597 nt
Organism: Iphiclides podalirius (scarce swallowtail)
Lineage: Eukaryota; Metazoa; Arthropoda; Insecta; Lepidoptera; Papilionidae
Source: the annotation of a GenBank genome assembly
AUGAGCCGGGAGUGGGUGGGGCGUUCGGCGCGAGCGGAGUGGACAGUACGGGGGUGUUGCGCAGGCACGGCGACGGGGCGCAAGGGCAGUAUGUGGGCGGCGGUGCCCGUGGCCCAGGGGGUGGCGGGGGUGGACGACGACGAUGGGGUGCAGCUGGGGCCGGGGCAGCUGCCGCCACGCAGCGCCCUGCUCCCGCCGCUGCACGCGGAGAUCAACAUCAGCAUCAUCAUGAUCAAGGGGCAACUCGAACUCGAGGUAUCUCACGCCCGCCGUGUGUACGGCGUCAACGGCGAAGUGCCCGACUCGUACGUCAAGUGCUACUUGCGCGACGGAGACAAAUGGCUUCAUAAGCGCAAAACGCGCGUCGUCCGCCGCACCACAGAGCCGCAUUUCAAGCAGACUCUGAAGUAUCAGGCAAGCGACGCGCUCGGGCGCACGCUGGUGGUGAUGCUGUGGCAGCGGUGCGGCGGCUUCGAGCACAACCUCGCGUUAGGUGGCGUCGAGAUCUGCCUCGACAAGCUGACCCUGCCGCAGCGCACGUACGGCUGGUACCCGCUGUUCCCCGCCACGUCGCUGGCGGCCGACGAGUCGCCCGAC